Mirounga angustirostris (Northern elephant seal) is the source of this 3604-nucleotide messenger RNA. It is a transcript of the gene TBC1D10B, whose product is annotated as TBC1 domain family member 10B. Bases 309 to 2720 code for a protein of 803 amino acids. Lineage: Eukaryota; Metazoa; Chordata; Mammalia; Carnivora; Phocidae. The transcript is spliced from 9 exons. The record is from RefSeq and is a predicted model, not a curated record.
CUUAGCCGGCACUGGGGCAUGUGCGCAGGCGCGAGGGCGGCCGCUCGCCUGAAGCAGGAGGGAGGGGGAGGCGGUGAGAGAGCGCAAGGGGUGAGAGGGCGCGAGCGGGACCCCCGCGCCUGGCGCCCCGGGACCCCUGCCACGCCUCCGCGCGCCGGGCGGCGGCCCGCGCGCCGCCCCCGUCCCCGACGCGCGCCGGGCCGCGCCCUUAGCCUUUCCCCUUCCUUGGCGGGCGGCGCGGAGCGGCCUGAGGGGCGGCGCCUUCUGCGGCCGCCCCGGCGGGGGGAUGUGAGGGGAGGCCCGCGGCCAUGGAGACGGGCCCGGCGCCCCUGGUGGCCCCGCCGCGCCGUCAUGGCGCCCCCGCGGCCCCCUCGCCGCCGCCCCGCGGCUCCCGGGCCGGACCCGUCGUGGUGGUGGCUCCGGGGCCGCCAGUGACCACGGCCACUUCGGCCCCGGUCACCCUGGUGGUCCCCGGGGAGGCGCAGCCCGCCUGGGUACCGGGGCCCACCCAGACCUCGGCCCCGGCCCCGGCCCCGACCGUCUCGAGCAGCACAGUGGUGGUGCUGACGCUGGAGGCCUCAUCCGAAGCCGCGAGGGCGCAGGUCUCCGCUGGCUCAGAACCCCUGGUGCCCGCGGCAGUGGCAGGAGCCGAGAUGUCCAUGGCUUUGGGCCCGGGGGCAGACUCUCCGAAGACGGAGGAGGCUAGAGCCUCCCCCACCCCUGGACCAGGUACCCCCACCGGGACCCCCACCAGGACCCCUUCCAGAACGGCUCCUGGGGCUCUGACCGCCAAACCCCCGCUUGCCCCCAAGCCGGGAACCACAGUUGCCUCAGGAGUGACUGCGCGGGUUGCAGCAGUGACAGCAGGACAGGUGACAAGUGGACAUGGAGCUGCAGCAGCAACAUCAGCAUCAACUGCACAGGCUCUAGAGGACCCCUCAGGGCCUGGCCCAGGGCCUUCAGGGACAUGUGAGGCUCUCGUAGCUGUCGUGACGGUCACCCCAGCCCCGGAGCCUGCUGAAAAUUCUCAGGACCUAGGCUCCACGUCCAGCCUGGGACCCGGCAUCUCUGGGCCUCGAGGGCAGGCCCCGGACACUCUGAGCUACUUGGACUCCGUAAGCCUCAUGUCUGGGACCUUGGAGUCCUUGGCAGAUGAUGUGAGCUCCAUGGGCUCAGACUCGGAGAUAAAUGGGCUGGCCCUGCGCAAGACGGACAAGUAUGGCUUCCUUGGGGGCAGCCAGUAUUCGGGCAGUCUAGAAAGCUCCAUUCCUGUAGAUGUGGCUCGGCAGCGGGAGCUCAAAUGGCUGGAGAUGUUCAGUAACUGGGAUAAGUGGCUGUCACGGCGUUUCCAGAAGGUGAAGCUGCGCUGCCGGAAGGGGAUCCCCUCUUCCCUCAGAGCCAAGGCCUGGCAGUACCUGUCCAAUAGCAAGGAACUCCUGGAGCAGAACCCCGGCAAGUUUGAGGAGCUGGAACGGGCGCCUGGGGACCCCAAGUGGCUGGAUGUGAUUGAGAAGGACCUGCACCGCCAGUUCCCUUUCCAUGAGAUGUUUGCCGCUCGAGGGGGGCAUGGGCAACAGGACCUGUACCGAAUCCUGAAGGCCUACACGAUCUACCGGCCCGAUGAGGGCUACUGCCAGGCCCAGGCCCCAGUGGCCGCCGUGCUGCUCAUGCACAUGCCUGCUGAGCAAGCUUUCUGGUGCCUGGUGCAGAUCUGCGACAAGUACCUCCCCGGUUACUACAGUGCAGGGCUGGAGGCCAUUCAGCUGGACGGAGAAAUCUUUUUCGCGCUGCUGCGCCGGGCCUCCCCCCUGGCGCACCGUCACCUGCGGCGGCAGCGCAUUGACCCCGUGCUCUACAUGACCGAGUGGUUCAUGUGCAUCUUCGCCCGCACCCUGCCCUGGGCGUCAGUGCUGCGCGUCUGGGAUAUGUUCUUCUGUGAAGGCGUCAAGAUCAUCUUCCGGGUGGCCCUGGUGCUGCUGCGGCACACGCUGGGCUCGGUGGAGAAGCUGCGCUCCUGCCAGGGCAUGUACGAGACCAUGGAGCAGCUGCGCAACCUGCCCCCGCAGUGCAUGCAGGAGGACUUCCUGGUGCAUGAGGUGACCACCCUUCCGGUGACAGAAGCACUGAUUGAGCGAGAGAACACGGCCCAGCUCAAGAAGUGGCGGGAAACCCGGGGGGAGCUGCAGUAUCGGCCCUCUCGGCGACUGCAUGGCUCCCGGGCCAUCCAUGAGGAGCGGCGGCGGCAGCAGCCACCCCUGGGCCCCUCCUCCAGCCUUCUUAGCCUCCCUGGCCUCAAGAGCCGAGGUUCCCGGGCAGCCGGGGGGGCCCCCUCUCCACCCCCUCCUGCCCGCAGGGCCAGCGCUGGGCCUGCCCCAGGGCCUGUGGUCACCGCUGAGGGACUGCAUCCAUCCCUUCCUUCACCUACUGGCAACAGCACCCCACUGGGUCCCAGCAAGGAGACUCGAAAGCAGGAGAAGGAGCGGCAGAAACAGGAAAAGGAACGUGAGAAGGAACGGCAGAAACAGGAGAAAGAACGGGAAAAGCAGGAGAAGGAGCGGCAGAAGUGGGAAAAAGAGCAGGAGAAAGAGCGGCAGAAGCAGGAAAAGAAGGCCCAAGGCAGGAAGCUCUCGCUGCGUCGAAAGGCAGAUGGGCCCCCAGGCCCCCAGGAUGGUGGGGACAGGUCCUCGGCAUCUGAGGCCCGGCAGGAUGCUUACUUCUGACCUCUAUCUCGGGGCUGGACUGCAUGGCCUCCCUCUUUUUUCCUCAGUCAAGAGCAGGCCCGGCUUGGGGUGCUGCCCCAAGCUUCUUGGGCACGUCACUCUUUCUGGGGAAAGCGGUUUGGCUCCCCAUCUCCUUGCCAGCUGCUGAUCCCUACACAGCUGGGACAGUGAGUGCACGGGGCAGCUGCCUUUCCUCGGGGUAGCCGUGAACAAAUCUGGAGCCCCCUCACCUCCAGUUGGGCCCAGCUGGGGUUUCUGUCACUCCUGCCCCAGUUCCCUCUGGGGUCCUUCCCAGGUGCAGUCCUGAUUGGCCUUUUGUCACCUCAGGGGUGACUUGGCGAUGGGAAUCAGCAGUUUUCAGAUUCUUACACCAGUUGCUCCCCUUAUCCGUGAGUGGAGCUGGGUUCCUUUUUCCCUUCUUCAGCUCUGCUGGUCUCCCCCUCUUCGUGCCUGGGGGCCGAGGCUCUCCUCGCUCUACUCUGGACAUCUCUGUGUUGUAACUAUGUACAGAGGACCUGGUGGGUCCAGGGUGGAGGUGUUUGCUCUACCUUCUGUCCUUUAGUUCUCCUUCCACAAUGUUCUUGCACUCAUUUAUUUAAGGGGACAUGCACUGGAACAGGCCAUGUUCCCGGGACCUCUUCCCACCCGCCAUCCUCCUUGCUCUCUUUCCUCUUCACCCACCUUCCUGUGUAUUCUCAGGCUUCUGCUUUGUCUCCACCAGGGUCCCCACCUUUCACCUUGUUCCCCCUCCAGGCCCUAUCUGGGGAAGGGGUCUUCCCUUGAGCUCCAGGGGGUGGAACCCAAUGUUUACAUUCUCUUCUCUCUCUGCUCCCACCCUGUGCGGCGCUUUGAGGAACCAGAAAAGAACCUGCUGUUGUACCUGG